AUGCACUGUCCCCCUAGGGAGGUUCUCCCGCUCGCCCUGCGCCUGCCCCAACCCAUCCAGCAGGCCGUGUCGCACAAGGAACUGGAGGCCAUUUCCCACCUGGGGCUCGAGUUCUGGAGCUCUUCUCUCAAUGCCAAGGACCCCCCGGAGCUGCCUGAGCCCCCACUCUGUGGGGAUGCUGCCCCUGCAGCUGGCCAGCUGGGUGCGAUCCCCACGCGGAGCCCAAGGGAGCUGGACUGCGGCCUGGGCAAUGGGGCGCUGGGCUUCCUGAACCCCCUGUUCCAGGGCAGGGAUGGGGGCUUGCGGCGGGAUGACUUCAAGCGCAGCAUUAAAGUGCGGGUGUCCACUGAGACCUCCAGCCCUCUCUCACCACCCCCCAAGCCACCGCCCCCCAUCCCUUCCAGCCAGACAGGGAUGCCCUGCACCCCACGCCAAGAGCCGGGCCAGAACUCCCUGCUCAGCAUGUCGGGGUAUCGGGUGCCCCAGAGGGCUGAGGAGCCCCUUAAUCCCAAGCCAGCUGGGGUCAGCCUCCCAUCCCUGCAGGAGUUGGACAGCGGGUCCCCCAGUGGCUCAGAGAGCGAAGGGGGUGGGGGUCCGCGGGCCCCGUCACCUCCUGCCCAGCGCCGCCCCCGGACCCCUUUGCGCUCCAUGAGCGAUGCCGUCCUGGCAGUGCUGGCCCCUGAGAAACAGCUGGCACGGGCUGUGGAGGGGCUGGCACGGGACCGGAGCACCAGGCUGGGAGCCAGCGUCCAGGAUUUCCUGACCUUAGUGAGGGGUGGCGGGGUGGGGUGGCGGUCCAGCCAUGAGCUGCUGAGCCCCAUCCGGACCUUCCUGACCCACACCAAGACUCAGCUGCUGCAGAGCCCAGCCCUGGAGCUGCCGAGCCCCACGCUGCUGCCUGACCACAGGCUGGACGCUGUGCUGGAACGGGCCCUACAUCGUUGCGUGCUGAAGCCCCUCAAACCAGUGCUGGCGACCCAGCUGCGCAGGCUCCGCGUGGCAGAUGGGUCCCUGGGCCAGCUCCGGGAGAACCUGCGGCUGGUGCGGGAGCAGGGCCCUGAUGCCUUCCCAGCACAGACGACCCUGCCUAGCCCCCAUGACACCCAGCAGGCACGGCGCAAACUGCUGCAGCUUCUGCGUGCCUAUUCGCCCAGCACCCAGGUGACACUGCUGCUGCAGGCCUGCAAGGGUGUCUACCGAGCCAUGGGGGCAGUCCCGGGUAUGGAUCCCUUCAUCCCUUCCUCCCUCCCCUCCCUCGCCCAUGUGAUGCUGCUCCUGCUGGGCCGCAAAA
Molecule: messenger RNA, 1291 nt
Organism: Chelonoidis abingdonii (Abingdon island giant tortoise)
Lineage: Eukaryota; Metazoa; Chordata; Testudines; Testudinidae
Product: ras and Rab interactor 1-like
Biological process (GO): vesicle-mediated transport
Cellular component (GO): endocytic vesicle; cytosol
Molecular function (GO): guanyl-nucleotide exchange factor activity; small GTPase binding
Source: RefSeq, a predicted model, not a curated record